AUGUACGACUCGGCUCCCCCUCUCGACCUCCAAUACAUCAAGUCGCAGCAUCUCCCUCGGCGCUACGAUUCAGAAGAAGAGGAGAUCUCCGAGUCCGAGCUGGGCGGACAGGAAAACGCCUUCUCGCCCGUCGAGUCCUACAAAGCGCCCGGGACAUGCGAUUCGGACACCAGUACCGAUGAGCUGUCCAACGCAGAGGACGAAAGAGCCGCUCACUUUGCCCGUCUACUGCCGCCAUAUUCGUCGGCCGGCUUGGGUUCGCGCCCCGUGUCCAUGGAUACCGUCAAACGCAGCAGCGGCACGACCUUUGUGGCCGAUUCUUACAUCUUCGAUCAUGAUGACGAUGUCAUCAUCGAGCUGCCCUCGCCAGACGCAACCUCCCCCAUGACUUCCCCAACCUUCCUGCAACCGACGGUCUAUGUGCCCCCGGAAUCGCCUGUCUCCAUGCGGCCGUCGUCGUCCCGAUCGUCUUCCCCGACCUCCAUGCUGUCCGACGACGACACCGACGUGCUCGUCGCCGAGCAGGUCACCUUCGUCAAGCCGCGCCCCAAACCAAGCCUCAUCCUCAUCAGCCCAGCCCCCGAGCAGUCGGCGUUCCCCUUCAAACCCGCCUCCCCGGCGCAGACGACGUUGCAGGAGAACGACCUGCACGGGGCCGGCUCGUCGGACGCACAGCCCGUCUACUCGCUCACGCAGGCCGCACAGUCGCAGCCCGCCCUGGGCGACUUCCAGCGGACUCCCCGCUCCAAGACGGACGCCGCAAAGCGCGGCAGCCUACAGCUGUCUCUCCGCGGUCAUGAUGGGCAGCCCAUAGGCCCCGGGGCCGCCACCGCAGCCGCCGCUCCCUCAAACCCGCUGGCAUCGCUGGCCGAGGUGCCGGAGCAGACGACACGUCCGAUGUCCGUCCGCUCGCAAUCCAUCUCGUUUUCUCGCCCCAAGACCGCCUUCUCAGAGAAGAGUGCGUCGGGGCGGUCUCGCCUGCCGACAGCGGCGGGCAGCAUGCGUCGGCCGCCCUCGCUGCAAAGCCUCAGCAGCGUCUUCCACUCUCGCCAUGCGUCGCUUUCCCCCCACGACGACCCGCACGCCCGAACCCUCCCUUACAGCCACUCGAACGCCAGCUCCGAGUACUCGGUGCCGUCGCCGACCACCACCAGCCUGCGGGCGUCGCCCGCCCCCAGCCCGACGACGUACUACAGCGCGCCGAAUUUCACGCGCGACCGGUCUGGCUCGUCGUACAGCACGUCCAGCCGCUCGCCGCUGCCGAUCCGGAACUCGAUCAUGAAGAGCUCGACGGCAUCGAGCCUGUACUCGGGCAGCAGUCUGCGGUCUGAGGUGGAGAGCGUGCGCAGCCUGGACCCGAGCGACGUGGCCGAGACGGAACCCAAGCCGCAUAGCCGCCGCAAGAAGAGCAUGAGGAGUAACAAGCUCAGCAAGACUGACGGCAGUGAGCCGUCGUCGGCGAAGAGCUUCAUGGGGUUCAUGUUUCGGGGCAAGCGGAGGUCGACCAUCAACACUCUUAAUGCUUAA
Molecule: messenger RNA, 1527 nt
Organism: Aspergillus terreus NIH2624
Lineage: Eukaryota; Fungi; Ascomycota; Eurotiomycetes; Eurotiales; Aspergillaceae
Exons: 1
Coding region: 1-1527 (508 amino acids)
Source: RefSeq, a predicted model, not a curated record